Messenger RNA from Athene cunicularia (burrowing owl), 1890 nucleotides. RefSeq names its product solute carrier family 7 member 9 (gene SLC7A9). Bases 287 to 1549 code for a protein of 420 amino acids. The transcript has 11 exons. Gene Ontology annotation, biological process: amino acid transmembrane transport. Gene Ontology annotation, molecular function: L-amino acid transmembrane transporter activity. Lineage: Eukaryota; Metazoa; Chordata; Aves; Strigiformes; Strigidae. Gene Ontology annotation, cellular component: membrane. The record is from RefSeq and is a predicted model, not a curated record.
AGACUUUUUUUUUUAAAGAUAAACUAAUUGGACUAUUGGUUUACCUGUGGUUCCUAUCUCAAAGCUUCUUGGCUGAGAAUGGGUUUAAUGAUUACCUUUUAUAACCUCUGUACUUAAGCUGCUGCUGCUUCUGCGUGUUCUGGUUUCAGACAUGGACACGUCUUGCUGUCUAACUGGUUGGUAAAUCUAACGGGAGAGAUAAAGAAAUAUACUAUACAAAGAUUCCUGGAGCCUGAUUAGCACCAAACAAAUCUAAAUAAAUAAGAGAUUUCAUCAAGUAAACCAAAUGGGUGAAGAAAGCUUGAGGAAAAGAAAAGGAGAACACAGCGGAAAAGAGGAUGGACAAUCUGUUCAGAGUCAUGAACCCCAAACGAUGAACCUACAAAAGCAGGUGGGCCUCAUCAGUGGAAUCUGUAUGAUUGUUGGUACAAUUAUCGGCUCAGGUAUCUUUGUUUCUCCAAAAUCAGUACUUGCCAAUGUUGGAGCUGUGGGUCCUUGUUUAACCAUCUGGGCAGCCUGUGGAAUUCUUGCAACAUUAGGGGCCCUUUGUUAUGCUGAGCUUGGUACAAUGAUUACAAAAUCCGGAGGAGAAUAUCCUUACCUUAUGGAAGCAUUUGGCCCAAUUCCAGCGUUUUUGUUUUCUUGGACAAGCUUACUUGUCACAAAACCCAGUUCAUUUGCCAUCAUUUGUCUCAGCUUUGCAGAAUAUGCAUCAACUCCUUUUUAUCCAGGUUGUGAUCCACCCCAAGUUGUCAUCAAGUGUCUUGCUGCAGCUGCCAUUGUGAUAAUUACAAUAGUGAAUUCACUGAGUGUGAAGUUGGGAAGCUAUCUUCAGAAUUUUCUCACAGCUGCUAAAAUGAUCAUUGUCACAAUCAUUAUUGUAAGUGGGAUUGUUCUCCUUGCACAAGGAAAAACUGAAAACUUUGAAGAUUCUUUUAAGGACAGUAAAAUUUCUGUUAGUUCUAUUGGUUUGGCAUUUUAUAACGGGCUCUGGGCGUACGAUGGAUGGAAUCAACUCAAUUACAUCACAGAAGAACUUAAAAAUCCUUACAGAAAUCUACCGCUAUCUAUAAUUAUUGGAAUCCCCUUGGUUACAGUUUGUUACGUUCUGAUAAACAUUUCAUAUUUCACCGUAAUGACUUCAACAGAACUCCUGCAGUCCCAGGCAGUUGCUGUGACAUUUGGAGACAGAGUCCUUUAUCCAGCCUCUUGGAUAGUUCCUCUCUUUGUGGCGUUUUCUACAAUUGGAUCUGCCAAUGGGACCUGUUUUACUGCAGGCAGACUUGUUUAUGUUGCAGGUCGUGAAGGGCACAUGCUAAAGGUGCUAUCUUACAUUAGCGUUAAACGCUUAACACCAGCACCCGCUAUCAUAUUUUAUUUUCGCAGUCUGGAUAUUUUAUGGUUUAACCACUGUUGGACUCAUUGUAAUGAGGUUUACAAGAAAAGAACUCAGGAGACCAAUCAGGGUAAGUUCAGCAUUCAGUGUAUCUUCUCCUCCACUCCCAGAAAUACUAAUACAGGAACUCAACCUAAAUAUUUGGGUAUUUAAAGAACAUCCUCAGGCAGACUCCUUGGGUUUUGGUUUCCCCCCCCUUACCUGAAACCUAGCUAUUUAUUUGUAGUUCGUCUCUUUGUUCCAGUUUUGCACUAGGACAAAGCUCAUAAGGGCCAGGAAAAGAUUACACAACUUCCAUUUUCACUUGCACAUACCACAAGCACAAGCCAGAUUUUCAGGGAAUGGGAAACUGCAAUCAGCAGAGUACCCGAAAUAAGACCCCAGGUCACUGCACUGGAGUCAGCUCCCAGAUUCAUUAAAAUGCAAAUUUUUCCACUGCAACUGGGAACAGACAGAUCUGUCAAUGAUUUAGCAAAAGAGUUUUCCCUAUCCAU